AUGAAACCAUUUACACAAAUAAAUAAUUUUUAUAAAACAAAGUCCAAUUUCAAGAGUUUAUUAGAUUUUAAUAAUAAUAAUAAACAUUUGAAUACUAAAUCAAAAUUACAGAUUGGUAUUAAACAUCGCGUUCAAAAUUGUACACAAAAAACAAAAAAAGGUGAUUUUUUAUGUGUUUAUUACACGGGAUAUCUUGAUAAUGGUACAAUAUUUGAUAGCAGUUUACGAUCGAUAAAUAAUGAAAAUGUCCCAUUAACCUUCGCACUGGGAUCUGGACAAGUUAUUAAAGGAUGGGAUCAAGGACUUAUUGGCAUGUGUGAAGGGGAAAAACGUAAAUUGAUAAUACCAUCUGAAUUAGCGUAUGGGUCAGUUGGAGUUCCAUCAAAAAUACCACCAGAUGCUACAUUAAUAUUUGAUGUACAUUUAGAUAAAAUUGAAAGGCGAAAAAAAUCUUAAUUCUAUCUUAUUUUUAAACAAAUUUUAUUUAUUGAUCAUUCCAAAAUCAUUGCUUUUAAUUUUUUGUUACUGAACAUACAUUUUUUAUUUAAUUUCGACGUUUUUACUGCCUCAAAU
Molecule: messenger RNA, 573 nt
Organism: Chrysoperla carnea
Lineage: Eukaryota; Metazoa; Arthropoda; Insecta; Neuroptera; Chrysopidae
Product: peptidyl-prolyl cis-trans isomerase FKBP2-like
Exons: 4
Coding region: 1-456 (151 amino acids)
Biological process (GO): protein peptidyl-prolyl isomerization
Molecular function (GO): peptidyl-prolyl cis-trans isomerase activity
Source: RefSeq, a predicted model, not a curated record